Molecule: messenger RNA, 1304 nt
Organism: Aplosporella prunicola CBS 121167
Lineage: Eukaryota; Fungi; Ascomycota; Dothideomycetes; Botryosphaeriales; Aplosporellaceae
Exons: 3
Coding region: 78-1151 (357 amino acids)
Biological process (GO): proteolysis
Molecular function (GO): metalloendopeptidase activity
Source: RefSeq, a predicted model, not a curated record
ACCAGCAGCGCAUCUGAGCCAGAAAGCAGCAAGAUCAACUUCCAUCGUUCAGCAGAAUCCAUCACCCUUCUUUCAAAAUGAAGUUCUUCACCAAGCUUUCCCUCGCCGCCCUGGUCUCUCUGGCCAGCUCCGCUUCCCUCAACCUGAACAAGCGCGAGUCUCCUCUCGAUGUCAAACUUGAGAUGGUCGGCAACACUGCCGUCAAGGCCACCGUCACCAACAACGGUGCUACCGACCUUAACCUGCUGAAGAAGGGCACCUUCAUGGAUUCUGCUCCGGUCGAGAAGGUCGAGAUCUACUCUGCUGACUCCCGUGUCGCCUUCGACGGUGUCAAGUUCCGCCUGGCCACCGACAACGUCGCCGAGGAUGCCUUCACGACCAUCGGCGUCGGCAAGACCGUCGAGGUCACUUUCGACGUUGCCGAGAUGCACGACCUGACCACUGGUGGUUCCUACGACCUCCUGGCCCAGGGUGCCAUCCCCUACGCCGAGGCUGGCUCGACCACGCUCGUCGAUGCCCUGCCCUACCUCAGCAACAAGGUCACCGCCAAGGUCGACUCCGCUGAGGCCGCCAAGGUCCGCGCUGCCUUCACCGAGAAGUCCAACAACCUCAAGGUCCGCGCCUCCCUGCAGUCUGACUGCACUGGUACCCGCGGCUCUUCGACCAGGAGCGCCAUGACCAACUGCGUCUCUCUCGCCAAUGCCGCCGCCUCGGCCGCCACCUCGGGCUCCUCGAGCAAGUUCUCUGAGUACUUCAAGACGACCUCGUCCAGCGUCCGCAGCCAGGUUGCCGCUACCCUCAAGAAGGUCGCCAGCGAGUGCGGCAGCACCAGCUCUGGCUACUCCGACUACUACUGCACUGACGUGUACAACUACUGCGAGAGCAACGUCCUGGCCUACACGAUCCCCUCGCAGAGUGUCGUCGUCAACUGCCCGCUCUACUUCAGCGCCCUGUCCGUCCUGACCUCGACCUGCCACGGCCAGGACCAGAGCACCACCACCCUCCACGAGUUCACCCACUUGAGCGAGAUUGCCGGUACCGACGACCUUGGCUACGGCUACAGCGCUGCCACCCGCCUUACCACCAGCCAGGCCCUCAACAACGCCGACUCCUACGCUCUGUACGCCAACGCCAUCCAUGUCGGCUGCUAAGCGCAUCGUGGCGUGUUCCAUGAUAGAAACUGAACGAUGAGGACGACAAGCCAAUACAAGCCAGAUACUGUGGCAGCCAGGCAAAUUUCUUUGUUAUUUAUGUCUUCUUUCGAGCCGAUAGUGCUCAGUGAUGGAACCGAAGGGGGUUUGUAG